Molecule: messenger RNA, 415 nt
Organism: Nannochloropsis gaditana CCMP526
Exons: 1
Biological process (GO): tRNA methylation
Cellular component (GO): nucleus; tRNA (m1A) methyltransferase complex
Source: RefSeq, a predicted model, not a curated record
GCGUGGCACGCCCUCGACCAAUCCUGAUGGGAGAGUGGUGUGCACCGCAACAAAAAGAAGACGGCCAUUCCAAGCAGGAGACAUGGUCGUUGUAAUGGAACGGCAUGACAGUUAUUCACACGUGUACCUUGAGCCAGGGGGCAUGUUUCAGAAUCGUUUAGGGCAUUUCCACCACGACGACAUCAUCGGGAAACACGUUGGCGCAAAGGUCAUGUCCAGGUCCGCAGGUGGGCGAUUUAUACGCUUGCUAUUGCCCUCUCCGGAGCUGUGGACGAUGAGCAUCAAGCAGCGCACACAGAUUGUUCAAGACCUGGAUCAGAGUAUGGUUGUGUUUAAGCUUGGUCUGCGGCCAGGCAUGCGAGUCCUGGAGUCUGGAACGGGCUCUGGGGCAAUGUCACAUGCAAUUUUGCGCAGU